Messenger RNA from Pecten maximus, 4916 nucleotides. Its product is annotated as protein dispatched homolog 1-like. The record is from RefSeq and is a predicted model, not a curated record. The transcript has 6 exons. Gene Ontology annotation, cellular component: membrane. Bases 246 to 3554 code for a protein of 1102 amino acids. Lineage: Eukaryota; Metazoa; Mollusca; Bivalvia; Pectinida; Pectinidae.
UAUAACACGAAGCUCGAUACAUUUACUGUACAAGUUUAUUUCCGGUGCACUUUUAGGUCACACAACCUGGAUGUCAGCUGCUAGUUCAUAAUUUAACUGUGUACAAAGGCGAUAGAGCCGGUGCUACGGUAAUGUAAGCUGUGGGUCCACAAUGUCACAGAACAAGCAUGAGGUUGUUGACCUCAGCACUGCUAGUGCAAUGAUUUGGCAAAGAUAGGAAUGUGAGAGAGGUCCACUAAAGGACAAUGAGCUAUGUGAGGGUACUGGCCCACUACCCCUAUGUGGUACUACUGGCAGUGUUUGUGGUGGUGGCCACCUGCCUCAUUCUCUCCACAACAGUCAUUCAGCUCCCAGAUUUUGGAGACCCUAUGGCAGGGUUUGAGCCACGUGGUACAGACCUAGGAGAGCGGCUGGUUACCUUCCACAAUGUCAUGUACAACCCUAACAACAAGCUCAGCCUGCUGCCAUUUGGAGCCGGAUUUGAGGACCAGAUUGAGGACCAGAUCACGGAUAAGACUGACAAUGACACUGAGCUCUGGGACGAGCAGGGAUAUGUCAAACGUAGCACAAAAAGAACCACUCUUUGUAACCUGCCAGAUAAGGACUACCGUGGAUUGGCAAGAAUUGUGUUCAGGAGUAAAGAUGGCAGCAAUCUUUUCUCAGCAGACAAGAUUCGACAUAUGUGUCGUGUCGAGGAGGAACGCAUUCACACACACCCUACAUACCCAGGUAUGUGUCUGAGAGCCAACGAUGACAGCUGCUGUCGAAGCUGGUCUUUAGGGAACUAUAUUGCUUUCCUGACGGGUCACGAGAAUUGCUCUGAGAUAAGAGAUGAGGAUGUGAGCAAGGUGGGACGUUUGUUGCAGAGUUGUGCUCCAUUCUAUCACAACUACACUCUGAAACACAACUGUGACACACUUAAACGGGGAGCCAAGCGAUAUAUCUGCCAAAACAUGCCUAAGAAAUGUAUGAGACUUAACACUGUGUAUGACAUAUUCCACUACAUAGCAGAUGUUGAGUUCCUACCAGCUAACAACAAGGUGUCGCGGCCAGUGCUGAGUUGGGCAGUGACUUUUCUGCCUGUGUAUGCAAAAGAGAACACUGUGGAGCUUUAUAAACAUAUGGAGGAAUGGACAGAAUCUCUAGAGGAAGUUCAGAUUGUUGGGGUGAACUUUGGCAUCAAGUACGUGCUAUUUAGCGAGUAUUUGAUGUCAGAUACUGUAUGGCUGGUGUCGGCUGCCUGUGUGAUCUUCCUCAUCAUCUGGCUGUAUUGUGCUUCUCUGUUUAUCACUAUAAUGACUUUCCUCAUGAUGUUCUGGUCAUUAGAGCUGGCCUACUUCAUUUACAUGCUUGUGUUCGAGAUCAAGUUCUUUCCUUACAUGAACCUGGUCACAGUAAUCAUUGUGAUUGCGAUCGGUGCUGAUGAUGUCUUCAUAUAUAGUAAAGUGUGGCAUUUGGCAAAGUCGGAGCCAAACAAUGGGACACUGGAAAAAAUUGUAUCCAACACACUCAAGCACGCGACUUUAUCGAUGUUUGUGACAAGUUUUACGACUGCGGCAGCUUUGUUUACAACCACAAUAAGCUCCAUCACGGCCAUCAAGUGUUUCAGUAUCUACGCUGGUCUGACUGUCGUCUGCAACUUUGUUUUGGUGGUGACAUGGCUGCCUGCUUCUAUCAUCAUCCAUGACAAGUGGUGCAACUGUGAAGCCUGGUACAACCCCGAGUUCCUCACCAACAAAGGAAUCUGCUACUACAUGUGUAUAGUUCCGUAUAAAGUACACGACCAGUUCUCGGAAUGGUCAAAGAUACUCUUUGAAAAAGUAGUACCCUUCAUCAUGAUAAAAUUACGAAUCCUUUGGAUUGUGUUAUUGGGAGGAAUAGGAAUUGGUGGCAUAAUUGUGAUAUUUUUUUACCCAAAAUUAAAACUGCCGUCUUCUGAAAAAUUCCAAGUGUUUUCCUCUGAUCAUCUGUUUGAACAUUACGAUUUUGUGCUGAACAGUAAAUUUUGGUUUGAGCGAGAACACACCGAGCACAGAUCAUUGUUGCCAUUGACGAUAGUGUGGGGUGUCCUACCCAUAGACAAUGGUAACAGUCUCGAUCCUUAUGACAAAGGAGACUUGAAGUUCGAUUACAGUUUUAAUCCUUUAACAUCUAAUGCACAAAAAUGGUUUCUAAAUUUUUGUAAGAAAAUAAGACAGACAGAUUUUUACUUUGACCUACCUGGCUUCCAGUUCACAAACUGUAUGUUUGAGGAUUUUCAGGCCCUGAUGAAAAGACCCUGUAUUGACUACAUGCAGGGUAUAGACCACAGCCCCUGUUGUAAUGCGACUGAAAGCCAGCCGCUGUCUUCCACAUCAAUGCUCCAGUGUCUGACUGAGUACAUUCCAGUUCUGAGGACAACUCCUGGUGUCCGCUACAACUUCUACACCCCAGGCCUCAGAUUUUACAAUGGUAGAAUAUGUGCCUUCAUUGUACAGUUCUUGAGUAACGAAACUUUUUCAUUUGCUUAUGACAGAAUCAAUGUUUUUUAUAAGAAAGUCAACAGUUGGGUGAAACAGGAACUAUCGACAGCCCCACCUGAAAUAAAAAAUGGCUGGUUCAUCAGUGACUUUGAAUUUUAUGACCUUCAAAACAGUCUACUUGGGGAGACCCCACUGGCGUUUGGUGUGUCACUGGCUGUCGUGUCUGUUGUUGCAUUUCUAACAACGUUAAACUUGUUGAUAAGUUUCCUGGCCAUUUUGAGUAUUGCGUUUGUGAUGUUUACUACUGUGGCAGCCCUGGUGCUGCUGGGAUGGGACCUUAACAUUCUAGAGUCAGUGGUUGUCACCGUGGCCAUUGGCAUGUCAAUAGACUACACACUCCAUUAUGGUGUAUCCUACCAACUGUGCCCCGACUUCGACCGAAAGACACGAGUUUCCACUUCUGUAGCAAGACUCGGAAAUGUUAUCUCCAUGGCUGCUUUGACAACAUUCCUCGCAGGUGCCAUGAUGAUGCCAUCCACAGUGCUUGUUUACCAGAAGUUUGGCAUUUUCCUUAUGCUCAUCAUAUCAAUCAGUUGGACCUACUCCACAUUUUUUUUCCAAGGCCUGCUGUGCGUUUGUGGGCCUACCAAGGGUUUCACCCAGUUACACUGGCCUUCCAGUGAAUGUUGCUCAAAUUCUGUACCAGAUCGUCGAGACAAGACUCGUUAUUCCACAUCAGAGUCCACCAUGUCAACUUCAAGCAGCUAUCACCACACAACGAGUAGUGAGAGUCAUGAGAUGGAACCACUGACAGAUGAUUACAGACGUCGAUACUCCAGUCGCUCACGUCCAAGCUACAGUCGCACAAUUAUGGCCGCUGAUUACAGCCCGGAACAUCCGCGGCGUGGCAGCCAUGUUCGUUUCUCCAUCGAUAGUGUGGACAAAUCUGUAUCCGUGUUUGAUCCAGAAGAUGAGCUGGCUCAUGCACAACGCUGUCGAUCAAGAGCGGAAUCAGAGGUGUUUUUAGAAGACGAAGAAUUAGAAUCUCCAACAAAUGAAACAAACGAUAAACAUAAGGACUCAGGGUCUUGAUGCUGAUUAUAUAACCAUAUAGCACACAUCGACGUGUGUCUUACCUCAAUCUGUUCCAAUACCAAACAUAGAAUCUCAGGUCACUCUGUAUACCGCUACUCUAUUGUAUCAGCAUUAUAUAUCACAAAUAUAUAUAUUUAAAUCUUUUCUUCAAACUGAACUCAUUGUGAGAGAUAUUUGAACAUUUUUUUUACUGUUUAUCAUAAAAAAAAUUCCCGUUGAAGUUUUUGUAGAUCAAAGUGCUGCGUCUUCCUUAGAUAUGUGCUCAAAAUGGAAACAAGACAUAUUGCAAAAAGGCUUUUUGUGUUAGUAUGAACAGCAAAGGGAAUGUUGUGUUAGGACAUACUGUGAGGGGUUUGUGUUAAAACAUACUGUGAGGGGUUUGACUGUGAGGGGUUUGUUGUGUUAGGACAUACUGUGAGGGGUUUGACUGUGAGGGGUUUGUUGUGUUAGGACAUACUGUGAGGGGUUUGUUGUGUUAGGACAUACUGUGAGGGGUUUGUUGUGUUAGGAAUACUGUGAGGGGUUUGUGUUAGGACAUACUGUGAGGGGUUUGUUGUGUUAGGACAUACUGUGAGGGGUUUGUUGUGUUAGGACAUACUGUGAGGGUUUGUUGUGUUAGGAAUACUGUGAGGGGUUUGUCUUAGGACAUACUGUGAGAGGUUUGUUGUGUUAGGACAUACUGUGAGGGGUUUGUGUUAGGACAUACUGUGAUGGGCAUGUUGUAUAAGGACAUACUAAGAGGUGUUGUGUUAGGACAUACUGUGAUGAGUUUGUUGUGUUAGGACAUACUGUGAGGGGAAUGUUGUGUUAGGACAAACUGUGAGGGGUUUGUUGUGUUAGGAAUACUGUGAGGGGUUUGUUGUGUUAGGACAUACUGUGAGGGGUUUGUUGUGUUAGGAAUACUGUGAGGGGUUUGUUGUGUUAGGAAUACUGGGAGGGGUUUGUUGUGUUAGGACAUACUGUGAGGGGUUUGUGUUAGGACAAACUGUGAGGGGUUUGUUGUGUUAGGAAUACUGUGAGGGGUUUGUUGUGUUAGGACAUACUGUGAGGGGUUUGUUGUGUUAGGACAUACUGAGGGGCAUGUUGUGUUAGGACAUACUGUGAGGGGUUUGACUGUGAGGGGUUUGUUGUGUUAGGAAUAUUGUGAGGGGUUUGUUGUGUUAGGACAUACUGAGGGGCAUGUUGUGUUAGGACAUACUGUGAGGGGUUUGACUGUGAGGGGUUUGUUGUGUUAGGACAUGCUGUGAGGGGUUUGUGUUAGGACAUAUUGUGAGGGGUUUGUUGUGUUAGGACAUACUGUGAGGGGCAUGUUGUGUUAGGACAUACUGUGAGGGGCAUGUUGUGUUGGGACAUACUGUG